AGCUACUAGUAUACCCAAACCUAUCGCAGAUUCUGCACCCUGUCCUCGGUUUCAAGUCCACCGAACUUAUAGAGGCACCCCCCGCAAAAUUGGCGCAGCUGUUGGCGCAGCUGAAAUGGGAUGGCGGGGUAACAACUUCCGGAUAAUAAUGUACCCCAACUGCUAUACAGCUCUCUUAAAUCCUCAAAUCUCAAUUCCCAACGUAUCCAUUGACAAGUAAAUUGCCUUAUAGCGCAUUCUUUUAAUCCUUCGGUGCGAUAAAAGAAACCCGAAUCAUCGCCGCCGCCAUUAGCCUCAACCGCACGACGCGCUGUCACGAUGCCUAAAACAACCCCUCCUCUGGCGGAUGUCAUCCCCCCUCUCAUCUUCGGAACAGCGGUCUUCAACCACCAGUACAAUAGCGACCCAUUUUCCUUGCCCUCCACCACUCUCGUGCAUCACGCAUUAUCUUCCGGAAUCUCCGGCUUCGAUACCUCGCCAUACUACGGCCCCAGCGAAGAAAUUCUCGGCGCCGCACUUAUAGCACCCAUCGCCGAAACGAAGGCGCCAUUUCCCCGCGACCAGUACACAAUCCUUACAAAAGUGGGCAGGAUAGCCGCGGAUGAGUUCGAUUACUCGCCGGAAUGGAUACGGAAGAGCAUUGCGCACUCCCUGCAGCGCUUGCACACAGACUACCUAGACGUUGUCUACUGCCACGAUGUCGAGUUCGUGACCCCCGCAGAGGCUCUGGGGGCUAUUAAAGAGCUACGCAGGAUACGGGAUGAGGAUGGAAGCAUCAAGUACGUGGGAAUCUCUGGAUUUCCAGUCGGAACCCUCUGCGGCUUGGCAGAGAUGAUCCUGCGGGAGACCGGGGAACCUCUCGAUAUUGUCCAGAGCUACGGGAACUACACGGUGCAGAACCAGACUCUGAAGAAUGAGGGCGUGCAGCGCUUCAAAGCAGCAGGUGUGGAUGUCAUCCCCAAUGCGAGUAUACUGGGAAUGGGGCUGCUGCGGACCCAGGGUGUGCCGAUAGGGAGCAUGGGGAACUGGCAUCCGGCUCCGGAUGGCUUGCGUGAUGUAUGCAAGGACGCUGUGCGAGUUUGUCAAGAAAAAAGCGAGACCCUUGAGAAUGUUGCCACGCGUUGGUCACUGGAGCAUUGGCUCAUGGAUGGGGCGGACGUGGGCACAGCAUCUUCUGGGGUGGAUGGGCAGAAAAUUGGCGUUAGUGUAAUCGGUGUGAGCAAUUUGGUGGAAUUGGAAAGGGCUUUGAAAGUGUGGCAGAGCGUGCAAGAUGGGGUGAAAAGUGGAGUAGAAGAAAGUAGGAAGACGGGCAGUCUGAACAGGAGGAGGCACAUUGAUGAAAUCGUGGUUGGGAUACACGCCGUCCUAGGGAAGUGGAGGAAUUUUGCUUGGGACAGCCCCGGCGCAGAAUUUGUGAACAAAGCUGCGAAAUAGAGUAUCACGAAGAUAAACACGACCCAUUAUAGUU
Molecule: messenger RNA, 1468 nt
Organism: Pseudogymnoascus destructans
Lineage: Eukaryota; Fungi; Ascomycota; Leotiomycetes; Thelebolales; Thelebolaceae
Exons: 1
Coding region: 319-1434 (371 amino acids)
Biological process (GO): dehydro-D-arabinono-1,4-lactone biosynthetic process
Cellular component (GO): cytosol
Molecular function (GO): D-arabinose 1-dehydrogenase [NAD(P)+] activity
Source: RefSeq, a predicted model, not a curated record